Molecule: messenger RNA, 2035 nt
Organism: Daktulosphaira vitifoliae (grape phylloxera)
Lineage: Eukaryota; Metazoa; Arthropoda; Insecta; Hemiptera; Phylloxeridae
Product: valacyclovir hydrolase-like
Exons: 5
Coding region: 570-1247 (225 amino acids)
Source: RefSeq, a predicted model, not a curated record
UCAUCCCACACAUUCCUAUAAGACAGCCUUUGCUUCUUUCUCGAUACAAUUUUUCCCUCUCCUAAAAACAUUUUUAUAUUAUAAAUCGUUUUUCUGGAUAUGUUUAAUAUAAUUAAAAAAAAUUUUUUUUCAUUAAGAUUAUUAAAGAUCUCAAAAAUGUGGAGCAUGAGAUAAUCGUCCUUAAAAUUCUAUGUCAUUUUGGACAAUGUAAUCCGUAAUUUAACUAUUGAUAUCAAUUUAAAAGUCGUAUGAAUAAGUUUUUUUGGCUUAUUAUAAAUUUGGUAACUUUUUGUUGUAGUUUUUAAUGGAGCACGGUGGUUGAUUGAAUUACUUAUUAUAUAAUAUAUUUUUACAAUAAGUUCGGGUAUUAUUUUCCCCUUAUUCCAUGGUAGCUCAUAUUCUUGUAUAUCAAGUGUAACUGUUUGAAGGGCAACCGCGUCGACUAAUGAGUAGGCAACUACGGAUAGCGUCAGACGUUUAACUUAUUUUUUAUUUUUUAACUUGCCUAAAUAUUUUAUAAUAUUAAUAUUUAAUAAUAUUUUGUUACGCCGCUCAAGACAUUGAUACUAAUGAAUUCAAAAAAAAUUUUUAUCAAAGAUGUUCAAAUAAAUUACAUUUUAGUAGGAAAUGGACCGAAAAAAAUUAUUUUUUUGCCUGGAGCAUUAGGUAAUGUAUUCAAGGAUUUUGUACCGCAAAUUAAUAACCUCAACAGAAAUAAAUAUACAAUUAUUGUUUGGGAUCCACCUGGUUAUGGAUUAAGUCGUCCUCCAAUUAGAGAUUAUUCUACCGGAUUUUUUUACAGAGAUGCUGAUUAUGUAUUAGCAUUGAUGAAAGAAUUAAAUAUUCAUAAGUUUUCACUCGUUGGUUGGUGCCAUGGAGGGGUUACGGCAUUAAUUGCAGCUUCCAAAGCUACUGAUGCUGUUCAAAGUGUUGUUACAUUAGGAACAAAUGCAUUUAUUACAGAAAAAGACAUGCAAAUAUUUGAAGAAAUACAAAAUGUUGAAAAUUGGUUACCAGAGAGGAGGCAGCCUUUUUUAGAAAUAUAUGGUGAAACGUAUUUUACGGAAACUUGGUCUGCAUGGGUAGACGCAUUCAAGAUAAUUUUGAAAGAAAAUCAAGGAGAAUUAUGCAGUGAAAUUUUGCAUAAAAUAAAAGUACCUACACUUAUUGUUCAUGGAGCCAAGGAUCCUUUAAUUUCAAUUGAACAUGCAUUAUAUCUGAAGAAAAAAAUACUACAAGGAUCGUAAAUCAAUGAAUCUGACAUUGAGAGAAAUUUGUUUAACUCUUGACAUAUCAGCUGUUUCAUUAGCGUGUAUUGAGAUUUUUCAAAACAUUUAAAAAGUCCGUAACCGUCAAGGCAACAUUUAUUGUGUAUCCACCACGAGACCUUGAAAACGAAGCACAAAAUGUACAUAAUGCAUCAGAAAACGGAUGAAGAUUUAAUUAUUAGAUGGAUAUUUAGUAGAUAAAUUUUCUUCCAGCAUAUUUAUUUGGACUUCAUUAGACAUUUCAAUAGAUUUAGAAAAAGCUGUUUGAAUAAAGGAUUGUUUAUAUUAAAUGGAAUUUUAAAAAUAUAUUAUUCAGUAGUUAGUAUUUACUUAAUAACUUUUCUUAUAAUUUUAUCGUAGAAGUACCGUUUGCGUUAAAUAUUGUUAAUUAAAUAAAUAUUAACGGAAUUUAGAGAAAUAACAGAAAUAGUGUAAUAAUCGUAUAAUACUACAUAAAUAUAUCUGUGAAAAAAUUAAAAAUAAUUUCGAAAUAUUUCAUUUACAAUAACAAGUGUCCAGAUCUAUGCAUUCUGCACAAUAAUUAAUGCACGCAACAGCUCCUGGAGUGGGUACAGACCAGUUGGACCUCCUAGUAAAUCGGCCACUGGUGAUCUUAAAAUAUACUACUAAUAAAUUCAUUUAAUAAUUGUGUUACUCUACAAGAUUUGAAUUAAUUUGUAUAAUAGUGUAACAAUAUGAUCUUAAGUUAAAUGAAAAUAAUUUUAUAUAUAUAUAUAUUACUUUUACGCUUAUUAAAUAAUUAUUAU